UUAGUAAUGUCAAUUUCUUAAUAGGAAUGCGUUUUGAAAGUGCAUAUUUUUCAAUAUUUAUGAUGAUAUCUAUAUUUAAUUAUAUUUCGAGAGUGCCCAAUAUUUCAAUAAAGCACUUAGAAUGAAACUAAUAGCUAAGAAUGUAACUAAAGAUGGAGAGGGGGAUGUCACCCUGGUUCCCGAAGAACCAGAAGAUAUGUGGCAUGCCUACAAUCUCAUUGCGGAGGGCGAUUCAGUCAGAAGUACCACUAUACGAAAAGUCCAGUCAGAAUCAUCCACUGGCUCUUCGACAUCGAGUCGAGUCAGAACCACCCUGACCAUAAGUGUUGAAACAAUCGAUUUUGAUAAACAGGCAUGCAUGCUUCGAUUGAAAGGCAAAAAUAUUGAAGAGAACCAAUUCGUUAAGAUGAAUGCCUACCAUACCUUGGAGCUAGAAAUGAACCGAAAAUUCUCCUUGAGAAAGGCAGAAUGGGACUCUAUAUCAUUGGAUAGGAUCGAUGAAGCCUGUGAUCCAUCGAAAAGCGCUGAUGUUGCUGCUGUCAUUAUGCAAGAAGGCAUAGCCCAUGUUUGCCUUAUAACUUCCAGCAUGACAUUGGUCAGGGCGAAGAUCGAUAUGAACAUUCCUAGAAAACGAAAAGGUUUUGUUGCUCAGCAUGAAAAGGGACUGCAAAAAUUCUAUGAUAAUGUGCUGCAAGCAGUUCUACGUCACAUCAAUUUCGACAUUGUCAAAUGCAUCUUGAUUUGUUCGCCUGGAUUCGUUAGAGAUCAAUUCUUCGAGUAUAUGUUCCAGUUUGCAGUCCAGACAGACAAUAAGAUCCUAUUAGAGAAUAAGGGCAAAUUCAUGUUGGUGCAUGCUUCCUCAGGUUUCAAACAUUCUUUAAGAGAGGCUAUGCAAGAUCCUGCUGUUAUUACCAAGAUAUCCGAUACUAAGGCGGCAGGAGAGGUUAAAGCGCUUGAAAGUUUCUACCAAAUGCUGCAAUGCGAACCUUCAAAGGCUUUCUAUGGCUUGAAGCACAUUGAAAAGGCUAAUGAGGCACAAGCCGUUGAAACCCUGCUGAUUUCUGAUAAAUUAUUUAGGUGUCAGGAUGUUAAACUCAGGAAAGAAUAUGUCCGUUUAGUAGAUUCUAUAAGAGAUUCCGGCAGUGAGAUUAAAAUAUUUUCCAGUCUACACAUUUCUGGGGAACAAUUGGAGCAGUUGACUGGAAUAGCAGCCAUUUUGAGAUUUCCCAUGCCAGAACUUGAAGACGACAGUGAAGAAGAUGAUGAAGAAUGAAUGUUUAGGUAAUUUUUGUGAUUGGAUUGUUAUUUUCAAAGCCUAGGUGGAAAAUAUGUGUUCGGAUUUUAUCAUGAUUAAUUUUGAGAAAUGUGAUCUUGUUAAUUCGUGAAAUAGUCAAUGUAUAACCUCAUUUAUUUUAUCAUGAAAUUUGGAAUUGUUCAGUAUCUCUUGACACAGGUUGAAAUAUAGAGAAAUGUGUCAGAAAACUAUGAAGCUGUAUUUUAUAUAUGGUGAUUUUUCUCGUACUGAAAUAAAUACAUAUUUGGAAUAUA
Messenger RNA from Harmonia axyridis, 1548 nucleotides. Its product is annotated as protein pelota. The transcript has 7 exons. Gene Ontology annotation, cellular component: cytoplasm. Gene Ontology annotation, biological process: RNA surveillance; ribosome disassembly; nuclear-transcribed mRNA catabolic process, no-go decay. Bases 122 to 1273 code for a protein of 383 amino acids. The record is from RefSeq and is a predicted model, not a curated record. NCBI's taxonomy places the organism in Eukaryota, Metazoa, Arthropoda, Insecta, Coleoptera, Coccinellidae.